Urocitellus parryii (Arctic ground squirrel) is the source of this 607-nucleotide messenger RNA. RefSeq names its product actin-related protein 2/3 complex subunit 3. NCBI's taxonomy places the organism in Eukaryota, Metazoa, Chordata, Mammalia, Rodentia, Sciuridae. Gene Ontology annotation, biological process: regulation of actin filament polymerization; Arp2/3 complex-mediated actin nucleation. The record is from RefSeq and is a predicted model, not a curated record. Gene Ontology annotation, cellular component: Arp2/3 protein complex; cytoskeleton.
CUAGAUCUUGCUCCUCUGAGUCCAAACCCCAGCGCCGCCAAGGUGCCRGCUUACCACUCUUCCCUCAUGGACCCUGACACCAAACUCAUUGGAAACAUGGCCCUGUGGUCUAUCAGAAGUCAGUUCAAAGGGCCUGCCCCUAGAGAGACAAAAGAUACAGAUGUUGUGGAUGAAGCCAUCUAUUACUUCAAGGCCAAUGUCUUCUUCAAGAACUAUGAAAUUAAGAAUGAAGCUGAUAGGACCUUGAUAUAUAUCACCCUCUACAUUUCUGAGUGUCUAAAGAAACUCCAAAAGUGCAAUUCCAAAAGCCAAGGUGAGAAAGAAAUGUAUACCCUGGGAAUCACUAAUUUUCCCAUUCCUGGAGAGCCUGGUUUUCUACUUAAUGCAAUUUAUGCCAAACCUGCGAACAAACAGGAAGACCAAGUCAUGCGAGCCUACCUACAGCAGCUAAGGCAAGAGACUGGACUGAGACUUUGUGAGGAAGUUUUUGACCCUCAGAAUGAUAAACCCAGCAAGUGGUGGACUUGCUUUGUGAAGAGACAGUUCAUAAACAAGAGUCUUUCAGGACCUGGGCAAUGAAGGGCGCCUGGGCAGCCAGUCUCCAGCA